GGCCUCAGAGGGGCCGGACCUAGCGGUCUAUAAAGAGUGAAGAGCUCGGCGCGCGCCCGGUCUGAGCGAGCGCGCCCUUGCUUCAAAGCGGUAGCGACUCUAGCGCCUCCGGCUAGGCCUCCAACCCUUCUCUACCCUACGUCUCAAUAGCCGCACCGCAGUUCUCCGGCCCUCAAGCGACCCAGGCUAUCUUCCAGUCCCGGACUCCGGUACUGCGUCCCCAGACCGCCCGCUCCAGGACCAACCCAAGCUCCGCAGGCCGCGCGCCGCCAUGGGGGUGGAAGGCUGCACCAAAUGCAUCAAAUACCUGCUCUUCGUCUUCAAUUUCGUCUUCUGGCUGGCUGGAGGUGUGAUCCUAGGUGUAGCUCUGUGGUUGCGCCAUGAUCCACAAACCACCAGCCUUCUCUACCUGGAACUGGGAGACAAACCAGCACCUAGCACCUUCUAUGUGGGCAUCUACAUUCUCAUUGCUGUGGGAGCUGUGAUGAUGUUUGUAGGCUUCCUGGGGUGCUAUGGGGCCAUCCAGGAGUCCCAGUGCCUGCUGGGGACGUUCUUCACUUGCCUUGUGAUCCUGUUUGCCUGUGAGGUAGCUGCGGGCAUCUGGGGCUUUGUAAACAAAGACCAGAUCGCCAAGGAUGUGAAGCAGUUCUACGACCAGGCCCUUCAGCAGGCUGUGAUGGAUGAUGAUGCCAACAAUGCCAAGGCAGUGGUGAAGACCUUCCAUGAGACGCUCAACUGUUGUGGCUCCAAUACGCUGACCACACUGACCACCACCGUGCUGAGGAACAGCCUGUGUCCCUCAAGCAGCAACUCAUUCACUCAGCUUCUGAAGGAAGACUGCCAUCAGAAAAUCGAUGAGCUCUUUUCUGGGAAGCUGUACCUCAUUGGAAUUGCAGCCAUUGUGGUAGCUGUCAUUAUGGUAAGCACAGGGCCUCUGGUGGGUAGGCGGGCAGAAAGCAUCCUUCCCAGGGUCUUAGGUGCUGACUGUGCCUCUCCCUCCUGCAGAUCUUCGAGAUGAUUCUGAGCAUGGUGCUGUGCUGUGGCAUCCGGAACAGCUCCGUGUACUAAGGCCCUUCGCUUCGCACCAGAGGGUCCCUGGAAUGACCAGAGGCCACCUUGGGGGCCAUGGCCUGUGUAUAUACUAUUUCUGUAUUACUCUGCUACACUUAGCCUUUUUACUUUUGAGUCUUUUUUGUUCUGAACUUUUCCUGUCACCUUUUGGAGCCGACACCACACAUAGGUGGCGUAUGUGGGGACGUAGAGGUGGAGCUGGCCCUAGCUGGCAGGGCCCUGUACUUCUGGGACCCCUGGAGAGUUCUGCCUGCUGAGCCAAACCUCCUCCAUAGCUACUUGUCCAGAGGCCACAUAGCCAAGCUAGAAGGCCAUGUCCACCCACUCUGCCCACUGUGGGUCACAUCGCUCCCAUCUUUUUAAUCCUUGUCCCUUUCCUGCCUCCAUUUCAAGAGCUGGGUUUGUAAGCACUCUUAUGCCUUCAAUGCACUUAUUCUUUCUAACGUGUCACCUUCAACUGUAAUUAAAUCUUGAAACAGUCAUUUAAUAAAGGAGGAAAAAAUCAGGCAUGCUAA
This is a messenger RNA of Rattus norvegicus (Norway rat), 1586 nucleotides long. The record is from RefSeq and is a predicted model, not a curated record. NCBI's taxonomy places the organism in Eukaryota, Metazoa, Chordata, Mammalia, Rodentia, Muridae.